This is a messenger RNA of Sinocyclocheilus anshuiensis, 580 nucleotides long. Its product is annotated as galectin-1-like. NCBI's taxonomy places the organism in Eukaryota, Metazoa, Chordata, Actinopteri, Cypriniformes, Cyprinidae. The record is from RefSeq and is a predicted model, not a curated record. The coding region runs from base 89 to 487 and encodes 132 amino acids. The transcript has 4 exons. Gene Ontology annotation, molecular function: galactoside binding; laminin binding; carbohydrate binding.
CUGGAGUUUCUGGAUCCGCCUCCUGGGUUUAUAAUGAGGGGCGGCAGGUGAACGAGACACACAGCUGCAGCUCCACCAACUCAACAGGAUGGUGUUCACUAUAAACGACAUGAGCUUUAAGGCCGGGAUGGAGAUGAAGGUCACUGGAAAGACUAAACCAUGCUGUGAAGCGUUCUCCAUCAACAUCGGUCACGACGCCGACACAGUCGCCCUUCACUUCAACCCUCGCUUUAACUCGAUGGGUGACAGUAACGUCAUCGUGUGCAACUCCAACCAGGGCGGCUGGGGCGCCGAACAGCGCGAACCCUGCUUCCCCUUUCAACAGGGCGGAGAGUUCAAGCUGACCAUCACCUUCAACAACGACACCUUCUACAUCAAGCUCCCGGAGGGCACCAUGAUGAGCUUCCCGAACCGCUUCGGCGACGACGUCUUCAAACACGUGCACGUGACGGGAGACGUGAAGAUCAGCAGCAUUAAGGUCAACUGAGCAGGCUGUGGUUCCUCGUGUGUCAGACCUCACUCCACUGAAUGUACCAAAGAAAACCAAAGAGUGUCAAAUAAAUCCACUGACAGAAUGUGA